AUGGCCAAGUGCACGCUGCUGCUACUGGCAGUGUGGGUGCUGGCUGGGGAGCUGGGGCUGGGGGCCGAGGCCCGGGCAGCACCCUAUGGAGUGAAGCUUUGUGGCCGUGAAUUCAUCCGAGCAGUCGUCUUCACCUGCGGGGGCUCCCGGUGGAGACGGUCGGACAUCCUGGUCCAGGAAUCUAUGGGGGAUGGCUUCCCAGAUGCAGACACUGAUGUGGACAACCUGGCAGAUGAGCUGGAUGAGGCUGUGGGCUCCAGCGAGUGGCUGGCCCUGACCAAGUCCCCCCAGGGCUUUUACAGGGGCCGACCCAGAUGGCAGGGAACCUCUGGAGCUCUUCGGGGAAGCCGAGAUGUCUUGGCUGGACUUUCCAGCAACUGCUGCAAGUGGGGGUGCAGCAAAAGUGAAAUCAGCAGCCUCUGCUAG
This is a messenger RNA of Cynocephalus volans (Philippine flying lemur), 426 nucleotides long. It is a transcript of the gene RLN3, whose product is annotated as relaxin 3. Gene Ontology annotation, cellular component: extracellular region. The record is from RefSeq and is a predicted model, not a curated record. The transcript has 2 exons. The coding region runs from base 1 to 426 and encodes 141 amino acids. Lineage: Eukaryota; Metazoa; Chordata; Mammalia; Dermoptera; Cynocephalidae. Gene Ontology annotation, molecular function: G protein-coupled receptor binding; hormone activity.